GUGAGGGUCAUUUUCGGAAUUAGAGCAUGGCGUAUGAAUGAUAUGUCCUCCGCCCCGCAUUAGCUGCUCCCCCAGCGUUCUCUCCCAAGAAGAGAAAAAAAAUGGCAAGAGCUACGUUUCCCCUACUCCUCCUCCUAUUACUAUCCGUACAAGGCCAGAGCCGUCUGAUCACGGACCACUCCUCUCCAGAUCUGAUAUCGGACGGCAUCCGUCAUGUCGGCCAACACUCUCUUCUACUCCUCGAGCGCCUGUCCUCCAAUUCCUCCGAGGCCUGUGAGCAGACGUAUGGAUUCCUCCCCUGCACGACCACCGUUUUGGGUAACCUCUUCCUGGUGCUGGUGUACGGUUGCCUCAUGUUCCUCGCCGCAAAGUUCCUCUCUACCGGCAGCGAGCUCCUCCUCGAGCUACUCGGCCCCGGCAUCAUUGGCGGACUCUUCCUUCCCAUCCUCGGCGCGCUUCCAGAUGCACUUCUCAUCCUCGUAUCCGGACUUUCUGGAAGUAAAGAGACUGCUCAACAUCAAGUCUUGAUUGGAAUGGGCUUGCUUGCUGGGUCAACUGUCAUGCUUUUGACAUUGUUAUGGGGUUCUUGCGUCAUUGUUGGCAAGUGUGAUCUUCUGGAUCAUUCAACUUCAAUAGAUUCUCAAGAUACCAAACGGUGCAGCCUAACUGGUUCUGGUGUUACUACUGAUUUGCAAACUAGUCAUGCCGCAAAGAUCAUGACUAUAUCUGUGAUACCAUUUAUCAUUGUGCAACUACCAUUAAUUUUCAAUUUACAAUCAGAAAGACGGCUGGGAGUCUUGGUUGGUCUCAUUGUUUCCAUUGCAUUCCUAAUUGCUUACUGCCUCUAUCAGGUCUUUCAGCCCUGGAUUCAGAAGAGAAGACUAGCAUAUGCAAAACAUAAGCAUGUAAUAGCAGGAAUUUUAAGGCACGUGCACUCGGAAACCGCUCUAGGAAGGCUCCUUAAAGAUAACGGUCAGCCUGACACAGACGUCAUAAAGAAAUUAUUUAAGAGAAUCGAUGAGGAUAACAACAAUUUUUUAUCAAUUCGCGAGUUAACAGCACUGAUCAUCGGAAUCAAAUUUGACGAAAUAGAUUUAGAUAGGGAUGAUGCUGUGAGAAAGGUAAUGUAUGAGUUUGAUACGUCGAGCGAUAAUAAACUCUCUGAAGAUGAGUUUGUGAGCGGAAUCUCAAAAUGGGUUGAUCACGCUAAGCGUUCUGUCCCUCAUGCAACUAUUGAUCAAAAUAGAUUAAUUCACGACUUUCAUCGGAUAACUAAGGAAGAACAUGAUAUGCUGAUUGAUAGGAGCGAUGAAGUUGUAGAGGGCAUCGACAAUCCCUAUUGGAUUUAUGCUAAAGCAAUAUCACUAUUGCUUCUAGGAGCGGUUAUCGCAGCUGCGUUUGCAGAUCCUCUUGUAGAUGCUGUCACCAAUUUCUCUAACGCUACAAGCAUACCCACUUUCUUCAUCUCAUUUAUUGCGAUGCCAUUGGCUACCAACUCUAGUGAGGCCGUCUCCGCAAUUAUUUUUGCCUGCAGGAAGAAGCAAAGAACUACUUCUUUAACGUUCUCUGAGAUCUAUGGCGGAGUAACCAUGAACAAUAUCCUUUGUCUGGCCGUUUUCUUGGGUCUCGUUUAUGCGCGGCACUUGACGUGGGACUUCUCGGCCGAAGUGCUCGUCAUCCUAAUUGUUACUGUCGUAAUGGGUCUCUUCACCAGCUUCCGAACCACGUUCCCACUCUGGACAUGUGCGGUGGCAUUCAUUUUCUACCCAUUUUCACUUGUGCUGGUUUACCUUCUCGACUAUGUUUUUGGGUGGUCAUAGACUCCUUUCAAAACGAAGACAGAAAAUCCAUUUGGUUUUGCAGUCUGUAUGAUGCGUUGGGGUUUGCUGUCCCAAUGUUUUCUGUAUUUUCCGGAACAUGAGAUUUGUUGUGGCUCGUCGUAUUUUCUGGAACAUGAGUUAUGUAAAUUUUCUUCUAUAUAAUCAGCAUUUUCCUGAGA
This is a messenger RNA of Magnolia sinica, 1999 nucleotides long. RefSeq names its product sodium/calcium exchanger NCL1-like. Gene Ontology annotation, biological process: intracellular calcium ion homeostasis; calcium ion transmembrane transport. The transcript has 7 exons. NCBI's taxonomy places the organism in Eukaryota, Viridiplantae, Streptophyta, Magnoliopsida, Magnoliales, Magnoliaceae. Gene Ontology annotation, molecular function: calcium ion binding; calcium:proton antiporter activity. Gene Ontology annotation, cellular component: membrane. The coding region runs from base 102 to 1820 and encodes 572 amino acids. The record is from RefSeq and is a predicted model, not a curated record.